Molecule: messenger RNA, 1428 nt
Organism: Ectocarpus siliculosus
Lineage: Eukaryota; Phaeophyceae; Ectocarpales; Ectocarpaceae
Source: the annotation of a GenBank genome assembly
UUCAGUUUCGAGCGAAGGUGGCGCUGGCGGAGCUUCAGGUAGGGCACAAGCAGAAGGGCGCGCACCUCAUCGGGCAGCUGUUGCGUCGUUACCCGAGCUACCCGGAAAUGCUGCUGGCGGCCGCUUCGGUGGCCUGGAGCGACGGCGAGUUGGUAGAGAGCCAGGAGAUGUUCGCCGAAGCGAUUCGCUUGGACGGGCGCCUCAUGGACGAGAACUACAUCUGGCUCAUCCUCCGCUGGCCGGAGCAGCCGCUCAGCAUGGUGAAAGCGCUCCGCUCGGCCUCCAGCGCCCCGAAGGGGAGCGGCCUCGAGGCCCUGGGGCUAAAAACGCUCCUGUCUAUGCCCCGCGAGGUCAUUUGACAAGGUUUCGAGCUUCUCGACCUCGGCGUCUUUGUCCUGAUCUGACCGGGUUCGGUUCGACGUUUUUUAUCGCAUCUGGUCACGUCGCACGGUUGUCUGAUGCCAAAUUGACCUGAGGUGCAGUCUUGCUUUGGUCUACGCAAGCCGGCUCCGCAAGCUGGUGAUGCCUGGUGCUGAGGAGUGGGCCCAGUCGAUCAGGGCACCGGCUGCUGGUUUACCGAAGACGCUGCGGGGGGUGUGAACGAGAAGAGGAUUUGCGAAGGGGGGGGGUGAGGCUUUUGGCAGAGUACUGGCUGGUGGAUGUUGGGGAUUAGAAGCGUGGGAGGAAGAUGGCCGAGCAUCGCACCAGUGACGGGUAUUCUCAGGCCCCAUAUCGCAGCUAGGGGUUACGCGAGAGGGGCACGAGAGGAAAAGGGGAGUUCCUUGUUGAAGGUGGCAGCUGGGCUGCUCCCGAUCGCAUGGAACGGCGUUUUCACGGCCGUAACACGCGGACCGACAGACAGCGUCGUUGUGAAUACUGUAUAAAGAGGGGUGUGUAUCGUGCGCGGUCCGACACGUACUCGGAUGUACGUUCGAUCGUUUUGAAACCGUGCGGGUGGUUUGUGUGAGAGGUAAAGCAAAGUAUUGUUGGGUCGUAAAGCGAGGCACACGCCGGAUGUUAGUAACGUGCGGAGGGACCACCAAGCGCACCUGCGUGGAUGGCGACGUGUCGCUUUGGACUUGUUUUAAGGUUUGGUCGGGAUUGCGAGAAAAGGGGCAGCCGCCCAUCAAAGACGUUGGGUUGUUCGGCUUUGGCAGAAAACAUACCCAGCCGCAACGCGACGGCCGAGAGGACACAUGAUACGUAAUUUGAUGGCGUGUAUGUUGGGCAUCCCUGGGUUUGACUGAUGAUGUGGAGAGCGUAGGACCUGUGGUGUUCUUGCAAAUCCACACGACGCAACAGUGGACACAAAAUUUUCGUCGUAUUGCCGUCGAAAAGCAUUUUUCCUUGCCAAGGAUUUUGAGCAACGCAAGUGGUGAAGACUCUUCGCCAACAGCCCUUGGCUGCAAUGGUAUGAAAGCGAGGCAC